Molecule: messenger RNA, 969 nt
Organism: Salpingoeca rosetta
Lineage: Eukaryota; Choanoflagellata; Craspedida; Salpingoecidae
Exons: 8
Coding region: 41-868 (275 amino acids)
Cellular component (GO): cytoplasm
Source: RefSeq, a predicted model, not a curated record
CGUCAACAACAACAACAGUGGGAAAAUCCGGACGUGGUUGAUGUGGUUGCACAGAGGCAUGGCUGUGCUGCUUGUUGUCGCGCUGUCGCUGCUGCUGCCCGUCGGCGCGGGAGAAGCCAGCAAUGAUGUGCAAGGAGUGGACGCUGCGACCUGGGCAACGCCGCCAGUGCACCACGAGCCCCUCUACUCUUCAAGGUGCAACAUUCCAAAGCUGUACACAAAGGAGGAGUGGGAGGCGUAUCAGGCGCAAGGACGCACAGAUCCCGUCAUCUUGGUCGGCUUCAAGGACAACUCUUACUUCCAAUCCGUGUGCACGAAGCAGAACCUCCUGCAGCAGUAUGGCAACACAUCCGUUGUCCUCAGCUCUGCCAACACUCACAGCUACAAGAAGAACACGCUUGUCUUUCGGGAAUACUUGGAACACCUCGUGCGACCACGAACAAUGGACGAUGUCGCAGGCGACACGUGGUACUUCUUUGGAAACAACGAUUACGACAAGAGUUGGACCAACUUUACACAGCACUACCAUCGACCAGACUACACAUACACCAGGGAGCCUUUCUUCAGCUUUGGCAUUGGCGGCAGCGGCUCCGGUGUCCCCUUUCACACACACGGCGCAGUGUUUGCGGAAGUGUUACAUGGCGCCAAGCGCUGGUUCCUGGCGCCGCCUGAGGUCACGCCACGGUUCAGCCCUGACGAGACAUCAUAUCGCUGGCUGCAUCUCGUGUGGCCCACCUACUCUCAGCAGGAGAAGGACUUGAUCCUCGAGUGCACCCUAUACCCCAACGAGGUGCUGUGGAUCGAUGCGCAAUGGUGGCACAUGACCCUCAACAUUGGAGACACCGUCUUCAUCUCCACCUUCAUCUAGGAGCUCGCACACCAACCACCACCACACAUCCUUCCCUUUCAUUGCCUUGUUUUGUGCCGCCAAAUUUGAAAAAACACCAACAACCAGCAACGGUCAACAAC